UUGAACUGUGUAAUAUAGACAGUGUAGGCUGUUGGCUCGUGGGUGGCUUUUCACCCACACUCAAUACUUUUCGUCUGUCUUUCUUCUAGUGUUGUUCUUUUUUAUUGAGUGACACCGAACUGUGAAAAAUAUGACUUUCCGCCGUGUAAUGAAGCUGAGUUCAAACGAACCGGACAGCGGAUCCUUGUGUCAUGAGAGUGGAGAUAUCUACUUUCCGUCUUCCAAAUCGGACAGCUGUGGGACUGUGGAUCGUGGACCCUCAAACUCUGAAGUUUAUAAUUAUAAAACCCUCGCUUACUCUGGAGGGACCCUACCGAGGAGCUUUAAAAAGAAUGGUGGGCUGCAGAAAUGGAAGCCCCUCACUCAGUCACCAGAACCGCAAAUGAAAACUGUAAUUCUGGAGAAAAAAGAGGAAGAGGCCUUUGGCUUUGAGAUCCAGACAUACGGGCUGCAUCAUCAGAGUGAGAAAUCGGUGGAGAUGUGCACCUUUGUUUGCAAAGUCUACGAAGACAGUCCUGCCCAGCUCGCAGGCCUUAAAGUUGGGGACACUAUUUCCAGCGUGAACGACAUCCCAGUGGAAGGGUUUCGUCAUAAAGAAAUCGUUCAACUCAUUAAAUCAUCAGGAAACAACAUUAGGUUAGAAACAGUGUAUAGCGACUCUAUAAGAAAAGCGGAAUUGGAAGCCCGACUCCAGUAUCUAAAGCAAACCCUUCAUGAGAAAUGGGAUGAAUACAGAUCUCUAAUGGUACAAGAGCAGAGACUUGUACAUGGCAUCGUCAUGAGUGAUGUGACAGUGUACGAGUCUCUGGAGUCAGCCGGUGUGUAUGGUAGUCUGGGAGCUCCAAGUCCUGCUACCCUACGGGCGUUACUCGGCACCAGCAGCACAAGCAGCAGCAUCAGCCAUCUGAGUGCCGCCACAGCUGAAGAUGACCCGCUCUACCAAACCUGCAUCUUCCGGGGGGAGCGCGCCAACAACAACAGCAACAGUGCCAGCAAUGACGAGCUUGACACAAAUCAAGAGAAGAGUCAGGGGGGUCGUCAACGGCUCAUCCGUCCCGCCAGUGAGCUCUUUGCUUCAGCUAAGACAACGUUGACUCGCAGUGCCAGUACGCGCAGCUAUAUGAGGGACUCCACGUCAUCGUCUUCAGUGCCGAACAAAGAGAAGCAGCAAUGUGGAGGGUUUAGCACACUGCAACGUAAACACAAACAGAAGAGCUUCAGAAGAAAACUGUUGAAGUACAUUCCUGGACUAAACCGACCCCUGGAGGAGGAGGAAAGCAAACUCUGAGAACUGAGAUUCAGAGACUCAUCCAGCCAAACACUUCACAUGUUUAACACAUGUUUAGGUGAAAUGCAUCCAAAACCAUACAAAUAUAAGACCAAAACUGGAGGCCAAGAUAAACCAAAGAAUCAAGUGACAUCAAAGUGAUAUUCGGCAAAAGAUAAAUCAGGUUUUAACUUGAUAAUAGCGUUAUGGCUUUUUCAUGUCCAGAAUCCAGUGACAUUAAAGUGAUUGUCAGUAAAGGAUAAAUUGGGUUUGCAAUUUUUUUACUUUUUUUUAAUUUUUUUUAUGCAAUACACAUUCAACCCUGUCCAUCUUAGAUUCACUGUUCAUUUGCUGGAGUGUUCAGCUCUAGAAAGACUAAAAACGAAACUGAGAGACUUAAAAAAAAAAAAAAAAAGUGUUUUUGGCUUGAAGUAUUUUUUUGUGUCAUUCAGUUCUAACAUCGGUCAGUUCGGUUGUAAUUUUCAGUGUUCCAAUAGUUUCAAAGUCCUUGCGUUUAAAAUCUAAAUACAAAACAAACAAAAUGUGCCCUGAAUUAUUUGGUCAAUGCUAAUAUUUAUGCAUAAUGCUUCAGGUCUGUUUAAAUUGCUGAGAGUAGACAUGGAUGUAUUACUUUUUGUUGCUGGAAUAUUGUUUAAAAUACUAUAGCAAAUAAUAUAACAUCAAACUGUCUGGGGGAACAAAAACAACAAACGUGUCUUAAUAUGUUUGUCCACUCCAUGGAUUUCUACAACUUUAUUUCCUGGUGCACAUUUUCCAUCUUUCUUAAAGCAAGAAGUAAAUGUUUGUAAAUAUGUUUAGUCAUGUUAAGUUAUUUAUUUAAUUUGUUUUCAGUUUUUGUGGAGCUUUUGUUAUUUGUUAAGAUGUACAAAAUAAAGGAUUUUUUUUACUUGAUCAUAUAUAUGUGAAACUAGUAGAUACUUUUGGUCCUGAAGGAUAUUUAAUGAGCGCCUAUUUGGCUGUCUGCAUACGUGACUUCUAUAUUUGGAAAUAUUGAUUGAAAAUAAAAGGAUGUUAUUUCUAUUUCCUCAUAUGUUUUUUGUUCUUUGAAUUUAUACUGCUGCAGUUCAGGUUGUCGGCACAGAAGGGCACUUCACACUAAAUUCCCUGCCAUUGGGACAUAAGUGCUCUUAUUGUGCAAAUUUUAUUUGAUUUCUUUCCAAAAUAUUUUUAUUUGCGCUUACUAUACAGGCAGCUC
Messenger RNA from Xyrauchen texanus (razorback sucker), 2483 nucleotides. It is a transcript of the gene tamalin, whose product is annotated as trafficking regulator and scaffold protein tamalin. The transcript is spliced from 8 exons. Gene Ontology annotation, molecular function: protein binding. NCBI's taxonomy places the organism in Eukaryota, Metazoa, Chordata, Actinopteri, Cypriniformes, Catostomidae. The record is from RefSeq and is a predicted model, not a curated record. Bases 131 to 1288 code for a protein of 385 amino acids.